Messenger RNA from Musca vetustissima, 867 nucleotides. It is a transcript of the gene Pex14, whose product is annotated as peroxisomal membrane protein PEX14. Lineage: Eukaryota; Metazoa; Arthropoda; Insecta; Diptera; Muscidae. The record is from RefSeq and is a predicted model, not a curated record. The coding region runs from base 1 to 867 and encodes 288 amino acids. Gene Ontology annotation, biological process: protein import into peroxisome matrix, docking. Gene Ontology annotation, cellular component: peroxisomal membrane; peroxisomal importomer complex. Gene Ontology annotation, molecular function: signaling receptor binding. The transcript has 3 exons.
AUGUCCAACAAUACCGAUACCGGAGAUACUACAGUUAGCGUUAUAACUGUGGAAGGUGGUGGUAGCCAUGAAGCUGGCAGUGCUGGAAUUAAUGAUUCCAUGCCAAUACGUGAGCCAUUGAUAACAACUGCUAUUAACUUCCUACAAAAUGCCAAAGUACGACACACUACAUUGCUGCAGAAACAACAAUUUCUACGGUCCAAAGGUCUUACAGAAAAAGAAAUACAAAUUGCCUGUGAAAGGGCCGGGGUCUUUAGCCAUGAUCCCAAUGCCCCAACGGUUAUUAAUAUGGGCAUAAAUGCCACCCAGACACAUGCGCAAUUGGCGCUGCAGCCCAACCGGCCCACAACAUUGGGACGCAUUAAAGAAUUUCUGCAUUCCAUGGCUUUGUUGGGUGGUGUGGCCUAUGCCAUAUAUGCAUUUUGGAAGAAAUUCCUCGAGCCCUUUCUUUUCGGCUCCAAGAAAAAGAAAUCCACAGACGAAACUUUGGCGGAUAUUGAUCGUAAAGUUGAUACCCGCAUUGGUGAAGUGAAAACGGAACUGACUCAAGUCAAGGAGUCUCUGGCCCGUGAACAACGUGAUCAGACUCAGCAAUUUAUGCGCGAAUUUAAUCAAUUCAAAAGUGAUUUAGAGGCUAUUAAGGGUUUAUUGUUGAAUCGCAAACAAUUUGCCUCACCCCUGGUAACGGCCGGUCCAGCUUCCAUACCGGCCUGGCAGCUAUCAUCGUCGUCACCGCAUCAUUUGCGUCGCCACAAAGAUAGUCAAUCGGAUGAUAAUGAAAAGGCCGAUGAUGUGGGUUCCGGUUCGGGCUCAUCGGAAACAGAAGUUGUUACCAAAAAUAGUGAUUCCAGUUUAGAAAUUAUGUAA